AAACGACCAACUUGGUAAUUAACCCAAUUUAAUAUUUAUCCACCAAUCAAAAGUUAGAAUUCUCAUGAAAGUUAGUGACUAUUGUGUGCCCAUUGUCGGAUACACCAUAGAAAAUUCGUAUGUUUACACCUCACUUGUUUAGCCCUUUGUUUGAAUUUUGAUGUACGUGAAUUUUGGCAAUGUUGCACCAAAUUUAUUGAGGAUAUCUUUAUUUCUGAAUAAGAUCUGAAAUUUGGUAACAAAAAUUUGCCAAUGGAUUUAUUUCUAUUACGGAAAAGAAUGAUCUUUAAUAUCUCCGUAACGCUAAUUUCCUGUAACAUUAAUUAUCUCCCUCUCUCUGUCACUAUAAAUAUUUAACAUUAAUUAUCUCCCUCUCUCUGUCACUAUAAAUAUUGUGGAUUUUCUCUUUGUUACACAUAUAAUUUCCCUGCAACGAUCAUUAACACAAUGGGGUUUUCUUCGAUUGUUUUACUAGGAUUUUUGAUCCUGGGAUUGCUUGGCGCGCGAGUGGUUGAAUGUGACAUAGUGUACCAGGCAAUCAAUUGUCGAAAGCAUAGCGCAGUCUUGACGGAUUUCGGAGCAAAAGGUGACGGCGUGACAUCAAACACCGCGGCCUUUCGGAACGCCACUGCUCAACUCAGUAAGUUUGGAUCGGAUGGCGGCGCAAUCCUCAUUGUGCCUCCAGGAAAAUGGCUCACCGGCAGUUUUAAUCUCACCAGCAAUUUCACUCUUUUUCUCCAGAAGGGAGCAGUUAUUCUUGGAUCCCAGGAUAUUUCGGAGUAUCCUCUGAUCGAACCAUUAAAAUCGUAUGGAAGAGGAAGAGAUGCUCCAGGGGGGAGGUACAUUAGUCUUGUCUUUGGCACAAACCUCACUGAUGUUGUCAUAACAGGGGAAAAUGGCACAAUCGAUGGCCAGGGUGCGUUCUGGUGGGAUAAAUUCCGCGCGAAAGAACUCAACUUCACCAGGCCUUAUUUGAUUGAGAUAAUGUACUCGAAUCAAGUCCAGAUUUCUAAUCUGACUCUGCUCAAUUCUCCCUCAUGGGUUGUCCAUCCAGUUUACAGCAGUGAUGUGAUAAUUCAAGGUUUAACCAUUAAGUCACCAGUUGACUCUCCUAAUACUGAUGGCAUUGAUCCAGAUUCUUGUACAAACAUGAAGAUAGAAGACUGUUUCAUAGUUUCUGGAGAUGACUGCAUUGCUGUGAAAAGUGGUUGGGAUGAAUAUGGGAUCACGGUGGGAAUGCCAACAAAGCAUCUCAUCAUUCGACGUCUCAGUUGCAUAUCCCCUGACAGUGCAGUGAUUGCUCUUGGCAGUGAGAUGUCCGGAGGCAUCCAAGACUUAAGAGCCGAAGAGAUCACUGCCUACAACUCUGAAUCAGGAGUGAGAAUCAAAUCAGCUCCAGGAAGAGGAGGUUAUGUCAAAGAUAUAUAUAUGAGACGCAUGACAUUUAUUACAAUGAAGUAUGUUUUCUGGAUGACGGGUGCUUAUGGAUCCCACCCAGAUGAGGGUUAUAAUCCGAAAGCACUUCCAGAAGUGAAAAACAUAAAUUUCAGUGACAUUAUUGCUGAAAAUGUCACAAUGACCGCGGAUCUUUCAGGAAUUAAAGGUGACCCGUACACUGGUAUUUGUGUUUCUGAUGCGAUUAUCAACCUAUCUCCGAAUCCAAAGAAGGUGCAAUGGAAUUGCACCGAUGUCAGUGGGAUUACAAGCAAUGUGGGUCGUCCGCCAUGUGAUUUGCUGCAUGAUAAGUCUAUAGAAUCAGGCUGUGAUUUCCCUAAUGAUGUACUGCCUAUUGACGAGGUUCAGCUGCAGACUUGUAAACUGGCUUCCCAACAAAUUAGCCACUAGAUUGGGAUGUGAAUUUUUGAGUUAAUAUAUUGUUUUGUACGCUAUGGUGCAACUUAAUUAUAUGACUUAUGGCAUAAAGUUCAGACAAAGAAACUGCAUGUCUAUGAAAGCAGAAUGCAGACACAUACAAAAAUUCACAAGUCUUUCAUGCUUAUAAACAAUCUUUUUUCACUUA
Molecule: messenger RNA, 2020 nt
Organism: Daucus carota subsp. sativus
Lineage: Eukaryota; Viridiplantae; Streptophyta; Magnoliopsida; Apiales; Apiaceae
Product: probable polygalacturonase
Exons: 6
Coding region: 448-1845 (465 amino acids)
Biological process (GO): carbohydrate metabolic process
Molecular function (GO): polygalacturonase activity
Source: RefSeq, a predicted model, not a curated record